AUGGAAGAAUUAAAUAAAAAUCCUAUAUUGGAAUUCAACGAGAAUCAAUUACAAGCCGUUCGACAAGCUCAUGGCUAUGAAGAUGUGAAUAAGUUAAAACAAGACAUUGAAUUGUUAAAAGAAUGGAUUCAGAAGCAAAAUCAUUUCAAGAUUAAGGAUUUUGAUCCAGGAUACUUGGAACGUUUGCUAAUUUACAACAAAGGGUCCAUUGAAAGGACAAAACAGAGAUUUGAUAAAUUCUGUACGUUCAUCAAUUUGAUGCCAGAUUUUUUGCAAAAUUUUGACAUAAAAAAUGAGUUUCGUCCGUUGCUAAGUAUGGGAAACAUCGCUGUGUUACCAAAACCUACCAGUGAUAAUUAUCGAGUAAUUAUUUCACAAACCAAUGGGAGUUUUGACAACGAUUUUCAAUUGAUUGACUACUAUAGAUACCACGUGGUGAUCGCACAUCACGCUUUAUGCAAUGAUUAUUGUCAUGGAUUUGUAGUAAUAUUUGAUGCUAGAAAUUUAGCCCUGAAUCUAGUCACAAAAUGUAAUCCCAUUACUAUAAAUAAAGGACUUAUGUUACUCGUUGAAGCUAUGGGCAUGAGAUUAAAAAAAUUACAUUUAAUAAGCGGAUCCAAGUUAUUUGACACCUUCCUGAUGAUAGUCAAGCAGGGUCUCUCAGAAAAAUUAAGGAACAGACUGAUGGUGCAUUCAACCGUCGAAGGUUUACAAGAUUACAUUCCCCGAGAACAAUUGCCGGUAGACUUUGGAGGAGAUGAGAGAAGUGUAAAGGAAUUGAAUGAUAUGAAUUUUGAAGAAUGGAGUUCUGAUAGUCACAUAGCAAAUGUUAAAUUUAUGGAGUCUGCUGCCACCGAUGAAUCCUCCAGGCUUGUUUGCAAAUUCAAUGAAGAAUAUUCUGGAAUGCCAGGCUCUUUCAGGACGUUGUGCGUUGAUUAG
Messenger RNA from Arctia plantaginis, 939 nucleotides. Lineage: Eukaryota; Metazoa; Arthropoda; Insecta; Lepidoptera; Erebidae. The record is from the annotation of a GenBank genome assembly.